Rhinolophus ferrumequinum (greater horseshoe bat) is the source of this 1582-nucleotide messenger RNA. It is a transcript of the gene VPS37D, whose product is annotated as VPS37D subunit of ESCRT-I. Gene Ontology annotation, biological process: ubiquitin-dependent protein catabolic process via the multivesicular body sorting pathway; protein targeting to vacuole; protein targeting to membrane. The record is from RefSeq and is a predicted model, not a curated record. Bases 120 to 875 code for a protein of 251 amino acids. Gene Ontology annotation, cellular component: ESCRT I complex. The transcript is spliced from 4 exons. NCBI's taxonomy places the organism in Eukaryota, Metazoa, Chordata, Mammalia, Chiroptera, Rhinolophidae.
GCGCGCGCGGCCGAAGCCGGAGCCGGAUCCCGGAGCCGGAGCCGGAGCGGAGCGGAGCCGGGGCGGAGCGGGCCGAGCGGGCCGAGCCAGCAGCCGAGCUGGGGGCGCGGGCGGGCGGCAUGUACCGGGCCCGGGCGGCGCGGGCGGGGCCGGAGCCCGGCAGCCCGGGGCGCUUUGGGAUCCUCAGCACCGGGCAGCUCCGGGACCUGCUUCAGGAUGAGCCCAAGCUGGACCGGAUCGUGCGGCUCAGCAGGAAGUUCCAGGGCCUGCAGCUGGAGCGAGAAGCAUGUCUGGCCUCCAACUACGCGCUAGCCAAGGAGAACCUGGCAUUGCGGCCCCGUCUGGAGAUGGGUCGGGCCGCCCUGGCCAUCAAGUACCAGGAACUUCGAGAGGUGGCCGAGAGCUGUGCAGACAAGCUGCAGCGACUGGAGGAAAGCAUGCAUCGCUGGAGCCCCCACUGUGCACUCGGAUGGCUGCAGGCUGAGCUGGAAGAGGCUGAGCAGGAGGCUGAGGAGCAGAUGGAGCAGCUGCUGCUGGGGGAGCAGAGCCUGGAGGCUUUCCUGCCCGCCUUCCAGCGAGGCCGAGCCCUGGCCCACCUGAGGCGGACCCAGGCCGAGAAGCUGCAGGAGCUGCUGCGGCGCCGGGAGCGGUCUGCCCAGCCAGCCCCCACUGCUGCUGCGGAUCCCCCCAAACCCUUCCCUGCUGCAGCUGUCCUGCCCACCGGGGCUGCCCGGGGGCCACCAGCAGUGCCCCGGAGCCUGCCCCCCUUGGACUCCCGCCCAGUGCCCCCGCUGAAGGGCUCCCCCGGGUGCCCCCUUGGCCCAGCCCCUCUGCUGAGCCCUCGGCCCUCGCAGCCAGAGCCCCCCCACCGGUAGGAUCCAGGGUAUGGCCCCCACGAUGGGGGCCCAGACAAACUUGAUGCGUGGCUCCUCCUCCUCCCCAACUGCCUGGGUGGGGGGAGGGGCAGGCCCCUCCCCCUGGCCUCAGGUAGGCCCUGGCCCUGGAGGCUGAGCUGGGGAGGAGGGUCACCUAGAAGAUGCCCUGAGAGAGGGCUGAGGGUGGGGUGGGCAGGGUGUUGUGCCUCUGGCGCUGAGGAAACUCUGCCUUUUUUUUGUCCCCAGUUGGGGCCUCCCGGGUGAUGGGCAAGCCCCAGUGAAAGAACUUGACUCAUGGGGACCUGGGAAGGUGCCCACUUCCCCCAGGGGACCCUGCCACUCCACUGGCCUUGCACGAUGCCAAGGCUGACAGGAGUGUUGUCCAUCAUGUCCUGAGCCUACCUUUCUCCCAGUCUUGGGGCCCACCGCCUAGGAGCCAGGUGGUCAGGCCCCAGCUGCAGGGUCAGGGACAUCAUGGCCCUGGGGCUUUAUGUGCCCCACGUAUGCUCCAGAACCUGGGGCAAGGUAGGUCAGGGGCUUCCGACCUGCACAGGUGAGAGUGGGCCAUCCCCAGGAAAGACCAUUCUGUAUUUUUCUGUCCCGUCUCCUUAGAAUGGAACCUUUUUGAGGGCAGGUCCUUGUCUUUGUAUGUUCUGUCCCCAGCCCCGCCUCCCAGGGGCCGUCAAUAAAUGUGAUGAUGAGGAUGA